AUGCUAUCCAGAUUCUUCCUCUGUUCCUGCCUUCCCACCUUUUUUUUUUCUUUCUUUCUUUCUUUCUUUCUUUCUUUCUUUCUUUCUUUCUUUCUUUCUUUUCUUUCUUUCUUUCUUUUUUCUUUUAUUCUUCCUCUGUUCCUGCCUUCCCACCUUUUUUUUUCUUUCUUUCUUUCUUUCUUUCUUUUCUUUCUUUCUUUCUUUCUUUUUCUUUCUUUCUUUCUUAUUCCUUUUUCAAUGAUUUUCUUUCUUUUUUCAAUUCUUCCUCUGUUUCCUGCCUUCCCUUUUUUUUUCUUUUCUUUCUUUUUUUUUUUUUCUUUCUUUCUUUUCUUUCUUUCUUUCUUUCUUUUAUUCUUAUUUUUCAAUGAUUUUCUUUCUUUUUCGAGUUUCCUUGAUAAAAGUCGUCGAUCUCUUUAUUCUAAUGCUAUCCAGAUUCUUCCUCUGUUUCCUGCCUUCCCACCUUUUUUUUUUUUUUCUUUCUUUCUUUCUUUCUUUCUUUCUUUCUUUCUUUCUUUCUUUUUAAUUUUCUUUCUUUUCUUAUUCCUUUUCCAUGAUUUUCUUUUCUUUUUCAGAUUUUCCUUGAUAAAGUCGUCGACCUUUUCUCUUUAUUCUAAUGCUAUCAGAUUCUUCCUCUGUUCCUGCCUUCCCACCUUUUUUUCUUUCUUUCUUUCGUUUCUUUUUCUUUGUUUCUUUCUUUCUUUCUUUUUUUUCUUUCUUUCUUUCUUUCUUUCUUUCUUUCUUUCUUUCUUAUUCCUUUUUCAGCCAUUUUUCUUUCUUUUUUCAGGUUCCUUGAUAAAAGUCGUCGAUCUCUUUAUUCUAAUGCUAUCCAAAUUCUUCCUCUGUUCCUGCCUUCCCACCUUUUUUUUUUUCUUUCUUUCUUUCUUUCUUUCUUUCUUUCUUUCUUUCUUUCUUUCUUUCUUUCUUUUUCUUAUUCCUUUCCAAAUUUUCUUUCUUUUUCGAGUUCCCUUGAUAAAAGUCGUCAAUCUCUUUAUUCUAAUGCUAUCAGAUUCUUCCUCUGUUUCCUGCCUUCCCACCUUUUUUUGCCUUUCUUUUUCUUUCCUUUUUUUUUUUCUUUUUCUUUCUUUCUUUCUUUUUCUUUCUUUCUUAUUCCUUUCCAAUUUUUUUUCUUUUUUUUUUCAGAUUUUUCCUUGA
This is a messenger RNA of Acanthosepion pharaonis, 1152 nucleotides long. The record is from the annotation of a GenBank genome assembly. Lineage: Eukaryota; Metazoa; Mollusca; Cephalopoda; Sepiida; Sepiidae.